Molecule: messenger RNA, 13396 nt
Organism: Spirometra erinaceieuropaei
Lineage: Eukaryota; Metazoa; Platyhelminthes; Cestoda; Diphyllobothriidea; Diphyllobothriidae
Source: the annotation of a GenBank genome assembly
AUGUCCCACGAGGCCGACCUGUGCUCAGGAUGUUCGGUGGCAGCGGCCACUCAGUUGACUUCAAAGAUGAUCGCUCCAGUCUUUAUGCUGGUGCGUUACACCUGCCGAUCUUGAUCUUUGCACCCCCCGGUCUCACUGUCGAUUUGGAAGUUCUCUAGAGUUGUCUUUAAGGUGUCCUUUUAGCGACGUCCCUAUUCGCCUUGUCAGCGAGCGCCAGUAACAAUAUCGUCGUGGUAUAGCUGCUUGAGGUAGUGUGAUCUAGUGGUUACGAGACGACCGGUUAUGUCCUGCACCAGGCAGAACUGCUGUCUCAAGACGUUGUUCUUGAUAGCGAAGGCAACCCCCGCUUUCUGACACUGCGUCUUUGGAUGCCCGCUCCCAAAAGAAUGUACACCAAGCAACCCACUUCCCCCAUUUCUCCUUGUCGGAAGAAGUGCGUUUCGUCGAAGGCGGCAGUUUCCACCAUUCAGCGAGCCACAACUGUCCUCCGAUCGGCUGGUCAUCGUAUUGUUCAAACGGGAACGAACAUUCCUGCGGAUAUUCACUGAUGGAGCCAGGGCGAGUCCAAGGCAGAAGCUAUUUAGGGCCUAUUCUUGUCUUAUUCCGCCAGCACGUGAGAUCGGAGACGUGACAUGCCUGUGCACAUUACACGGAUUGUUCACAAAUUAGGUCAAACCGAUCGUCCACCCUCACGACCAAACCAAGUUUCGUCAUUACUUCACCUUGGCCAGUCUCGUUCGGGGGGUCGAUAUGGUGUUUAUUCAUAGGACUCUGUGUGCAUCCAUACGUUUGACUCUCUGGAGCUGGCGUGUUCGGAGGAGGUGAUAGAGGUCAAGAACAGGCAACCAUCUGUCAGGUCGCAGAGCGGACGAACUAUUAAUAGAGCUGCCGAGGGCGUAUUUUGUGUUUCAGGCCACGAGCGUUGUCGAGGAAUGUAACUAGCGGAAGAAGAUGUGAAUAAACCUGGAUUCGUUGCUGUAUCAGUCUUUAGGCAUCUUUUUCAGUCUACCCAAACUACAAUACAGAGGUGAACCAGUCCAGCUGACAAUUGCUCCUUCACUUGGAGCUAGCCGUAUUAGUCGAACGAGUCGGCACUUCCACGACAGAAGCAAAGAGGCGAGUUUCAGGACGCAUUUCAGACGAAGAAGAAGGCUAUUGGUCCGGCGUUUCGGAUCGUCACUCGAUCCCAUCGUCAGGAACAGGCGCAGAAAAGGAUAAAAAAGGCACACUUAGCGCAGUAUUUUUAGGACAAAGUUGACCGACAACGGCAUGCCUACGCUAGUUAGCAGCACUGGCGUUCAUCGCCAGGGUGUCGCAUUUAAUGUGGUGAUUGUUUUUUGGUCCGUACUUGAGUCGUUAAUUGCCAUGAUCCCUUCCCCUUUGUUGAUUCUUGGUGUGGCGAUUACCGGACGAUUUAGCUUGCUGCCACCGGAAUCGUUGGUCGCCCUCCCCGCGCGGUUAGUAAUUUUGCCUAGGCAAAACCACAGUGCAGAAUAUGAAGGUGGGAGGUCAUUGUGCUCGUUAGCUGACUGCGGGCCAGAGGACCAAGACUCAACCAGCUUGCAACUCACGCGGUUGUCUUCUCUUACGAGGAUUUCGGUCUUGUAAAACUGGCAGGUGUGGCCGGAUCCCGUUGAAUGAGCCGCGAUCUGGGAGCUAGCGCCAUUUCUCCUCAUUGCCGCUGCAUGUUCGGCUAUUCGCGUUUAGAAUGAUCCCCCAGUUUUUCCGACGUAGCUACUUUGUCCGCAACUGCAUCAGACCCAGUAAACGACUCCAGACGUUUCCUGCCGUGGCAGAAGGCCUUUCGGCUUCAUGAUCUGGUGCCUGAUGGCUGACUCUGAGUCAUCUUCACGCCAAGAAUCAGCGAUGGUGAUGAAAUCACGGCAGUUAACGACUCGUUUGCGGACCGGCAAACAAUCAUCACACUAAAUACGACACUCCAGCGAUAAGCGUGAGUGCUAGCAAUUAUUUUAGGCCCGUGAUCACCUGGUCAAUGCGUUACUUCUGCCUCCACUACUUUUUCCUGUUAUUGUCUCUGAUGACGAGUUCGAGUGAGAAUCCGAAGCGUCAGGCCAAUAAACCUCUUGUUCCAACGAUUGCGUCUUCCCCUUCGUAGUCGGCUCCUAUUGAACAGAAUACGGGAGCAUAUGUCAGCGUAUCUCGGAGAGGGUAAAUCUAGAGCGGUUAACGGCUAAUCCCUUGCGAGCAUGGACACGGUACAAUAAGCACUCGAUCAAAUACGCAGCAUUCUGUAAGUUCACACUUGUUGUGAUCUCUCCUCGGUCGUCACAGGCAUAAUAGAGAAAGGCUGGCACAAGUUUGUGAGGAAAUCUGAACGAUCUUCAUUGUCUGGGGAUUAUGAACAUGCUUAACAAAACGCAUUCAAUCAACUUGUCAACAGCCAAUAGUCAUCAGUAGGCUGUUUUCGGCCGACAUGAUCAGGUAACACGAUCAGGUAAGAAGCUUUUAUCCAAAUGACCAAUGCUACUUUGCAAAGAAACUAGAAAUGUUACAUUAAGAACGUAUGUUACGCACAAUCUUGAAAAGCUCCCCUGUAAAAGAACCAGGAAGUCCGACAUUGCCGUCCUUUAGGCGGCAAUGUCCCGUCAACAGGUCAUGAUAACAAAUAGGAUUCGGGAACAUUGCAGCAUUCACCAUCAGUUAGGAUCUGGCAACAAUCGGGUGAAGCACCCCAAACACGCACACGACCAGCCAAAGGUACCUGUCUUACGGGAAAGGCGAUAAUAGGAGUGUUACGUGCGGGGCCUAUGUAUGCCUAGAGGCAUGGCAAAAUAAGUACAGGAAAUGAACAUUCAUUCAUAAAACACUCGCCCCACGAACGGAAACUCCAUUAUUUGAGGUGAUGGGAUAAGUGAGCUACGCUGUGCUCGAAUUUCUGUGUUACCCAAACACAAAAUCGUCCAUCCUGGCGUCGAUCCCAUUGGCAUCACUUCGCGACCUGUAUGAUCCAUCCACACCUUCCUGUGUUCCUCACUCAAAUAUACAACCUGGGGGGUGCUUUGAUCACAGGCCCUUUUCGUUCAAUUGACGUCUCAGUUUGCCUGAGGAUACCGGAGAUCAGAUACGUCUGUGUAGUAUAGACCCAAAUGCAAACGAAUUUGUCUUCUACGCACUGUGCUAAACGGCUUCUGUUCCCCGCGUAUUAUUUGGUUUUUUUGGGGACGCUCACUUUCAGGAGCCUGUUUACAAUUCCACCAGUCGAAUACCACCUUAUCAACCUCAAAACACUAUUUCUGUCCACAGCCAUUGCCUUUUUAAUCUGACCUCUGCGUCUCCCAACACGCCACAUGUUGCCUGAUGACUUGCUGAGCCAGCAAGCUUUUGACUGAACGACUGGACGUUGCGGCUAUCACACCAAGCUCCCCCCCCCAAGCACGAUCGAUAAUGACAUGCCCGAUGGGCCGCGUCAAGACUGGAUGGUGGACCUGCUGUGCGAGUGGGUUUACUCAGUGGUCUAUCGACAUUAGAUAUUGAGCACGUAUGUGUAUGAGGGAAGGGGGAUGUUUUGACUCAACAUGCGUGGCUUAGUCUGUUCCUCAGACUUCUGCUUCGGUUUGCGUUGAUCUUGCCGAAUGAAGGUUUGCAGACGACCAGAGUUAGGAGGUCAAAGCAUCGAGUGACAUUAGUUGUGUCUGUAAGAUGUUUGAGAUACCAUCUCGACUUGUUUUUACUAGAAGGCAUGGGUGGACAUGUAGUCUCGUAAUACUUCCUGAAGCGCAUAGGAAGACUGGAUAAUCUCUGUUGUUUCUUUUUGACAACACUCUUGAGCACUGAUGGGAAUUGGAAAUGAAUAACGGUUGCAUUGAAUCGUUUUCUCUUUUUGAUAUGUCAUGGGGCCAGAACGCUGAUUGGUAUUUUCAGUGCCAUAAAUAAGCACUCUAGGUGUGCUUCGAUUUGUUGCUUUUCAAAUGAAGGUUGAGAACGGACAAAAGGCAUAAAUGAGGCGCUGUUGUAGUAGACUUCUGAUGACAGUUCAUCUUGAUGCUGUACGGUCUUGCAGGAAUAGUUGUCAUAACACCACAUCUGUUUUAAUUUAGAAUUGUUUAACAAACGUCAAACCAGGAGUUGGCAUUAUUGGUACGGUUGAAGGGGAAGGGGGAGAAGAAUACCCCACUUCAUGGCAAAACGUUUGCGGGUUAUUUUCAGAGGUUCUCGAGGAAUAUUUUCGCUCUAUGAUGAGAAUUCGAGAGAAUAUAACCAGACCCUUCAGAGAAACAUCGGUCGAUAUCGUUCCUCAGUACACGACUGUGAAGUAUUACUUUCCCCAUGGGUGAGUUGUAAGCCGGCGUUUGAUGAUGACAGGAAUUUCCACUGACAACAACGUCCAAAUAAAUCACGCCAAUACACUAUGGAUGUCCUUUCUCAUCGUUUUCUGCGUACCUGUCCGAACGUUUACCUACAGCGUACUCCCAAACCACCGACGGCGACAAUCCGACCCCCUGUCCGGUGCACUCAAAAGUAUUCUGUCCAGAAAGUAUGGUUCUGGUCGUUCCCGGAUAAUCAGUCAGUUGUCAGACAAUAUGGCGCCAUGAAAUGUGAAUCUUAAUUUCCUCCAUCCCGAAAACGGUAUGACUGACUUACAUGCCCCCCAAAACAGGAUAUGAGAACGGGAACCUCCCGUAAUAGGGUCGGCUUUGAGCCAACGUCCAGUGAAAUGAGGGUUAGAAUUAAGGUAAGGGCCAGUGUUAACUGAAGAAUUAAGGCCUAGGGUAGUGUUAGGGUUAGAACACGGGAAUAUUUUGUCUUUCCCGGAAUUAUGGGCAGGGUGUUCCUACUACCAAGUUCUUUUAAGAGGGCCACAUAAGUCAGUUAUGCCAAGAAAACUUUCCACGCCACCUAGAUACUAAUUUGGUGCACAAUUAUACUGGUCUGAUGAGAAUUUACCGGAAAGACUGGCUUGCGGAAGGUCGCCAUUGACUUAGAAUUCUUUGCCUAAGAUAGUUUGGUUUUCAUAGAGGCCCAGAAAAACCCUCAGUUAAAAGCAAACAAACAGCAGUAAAUGCAUUAAUGUCAGACUGAGUUUCACACACCAGCACUUAGGUAUUAUUUCUGGCCUCGGGGUUCAUUCGACUUUUCCUGGGUCACAGCGGUGAGUAUGCAUUCCUGAAUCGAUGGGAUGCUUUAUACCGUCAAAAUAAUUCAGCCUUAAAAGAAAAGCUGAAAUCAGUAUUAAAAACGGUUCUUUGAGGAUAGGAUUCCCGUUUAUCAGGUGCUGCAAAUUUUUUUAAAUAGCCAUUUCUCUCCAAUGUAGCCGACCUUGCGUUGAGCUAUCUCCCGAUGACCACCUGUCAUCAUUCGCAAGUGUUGACCAACUUUGUGUUUGAGAUUUUGCCCUGUUGACUUCUUACGCCCACUUCUAGGCCCACGGAGGAAUUGUCGGCUUCCCUCGUGCGCAGCCCUAUACCAAGGACUCGCUGCUCUUCGAGAAGUGCGACAUUCUUGUGCCUGCUGCCAGUGAGCGCCAAAUUACCGUGGCAAAUGCCGAACGCAUCCAGGCUAAGCUGAUAGCUGAGGGUGCAAACGGACCCACAACACCUCCGGCUGACAAGGUGGGCUGCUUUAUCGAAGAUCCCUCCCCUCACUCCCUGCCUAUAUCGUCCCCAGUAGCCUUGCCUUAGUCUACUCUUAUUGCUAUUAGAUUUUGCGAGAAAAGAACAUACUUGUGGUGCCUGACCUGCUUGCCAAUGCCGGCGGUGUGACUGUCUCCUACUUCGAGUGGCUAAAGGACAUGAACCAUGUCAGCUAUGGUCGUCUGACCUUCAAGUAUGAGAAGGAUUCCAACUUCCUGCUACUUGGUGAGCCUCUUAUAUAUGGUCAUUGUAUGUCCUCACUUCACAGUAUGUCACUAUGCCUCCUAUAACGGGCCACACGGAGGUUGUGCUGGGCCAACACGGGGGCCAGAUCAGGGUCCGGCGUGUGUUAUUGAGGAUCCGCACGGGAUGAGGGUGUGGUAGCACGCCUAUGCCCAGGCUCCUGCCGCGUCAGCCAUCUGCACGCGAUCCCAUCUCUGGUCUUCUUUGUUCUGGCCUGACACCGGGCCCGUGAGGGUGGGGGAAGAGAGAUUGCGGUAGAUGCGGCGCAAGUCUGCCAUCGCUACAAACUAAUUCAUGCGCCAAUGACCGUCCUUUCGUCAACCCUGCUCGGAGACACACGGCGGAUAUUGUCGGAGACGACGGUCGAACUGUCGUAUGUCCUGUUGUGCCAACCAGUCUAGUGUGACAGUCCCAUUUUUCCCCUGGUUUCUUUUGUCUAACGACGUGUUGGUGUCACUAACCUGAAAAUUCACGCGUACAACUUGAUUCCUUUCCGAAAAAGCCUCGUCUUUUUUCACUACAUCUACUCGUAAUACGUGCAGAAUAUUUUUGGGCAGGAAUUCGCGGAGACAGGUGACGAGUUUCGAGAAACUGACCCUUCAUCAUCGCUGUCGCGAGCAUGGUGCCCCACCAAAGUGUCUGUGCUUCAAGUUGACGUAGCCGAAUAGACUGAAAGGUUAAUGGUGGGCGAAUACGGAUGGCUCGUUUAGAAUGUUGUUAUAUCUGGCGUUCACAAUCGUCUCCGCGAAAUUGCAGUAAAAAUGUCCGAUCUUAGAAAUGGCUGCAUUUCAGUCCUACCUGAAAACUUAUUGGAGAAUGUGCCGCAAAAAGUAAAUGCCAGCAUCAAAAAUGUGAGGUUGGGGAAGAGAGCUGAUCUCUGGGAUUAGGGCUAGGAUUUUAAGGCCCGGGUUAAGGUUACGAUCACGUUCGAGUUACCCCUAAGGGGUUAAGUGUUAAUAGUUAGGGUCAUCCGUUACAGGCAUGGCCAUGAUUGGCGUUAAGCUUGCAGCUAACUACCGUUUCCCCAUGGGGUUACAUAUCACACGGGCAGUGGCCAAAAGUCCCUCGCGGAUGUGUCAUGCAGCGGCAGGAUAUCGGCGAAACACGCGUGUAUGGGCUUUUGACUACUACCUUUGCUGUUGGUAUGCAAUCACCUUACCAUAAAGCAUACUACUAGCUGCCUAUCGGCAGUUAAUGAAUAGUACACGGUUAUACGCUGUGGCUGAUGGACUUUGACCCAAAUAUUCAUGCAUAACAUCUUUGGUUUCAGCCUAUAGACCUUAAAUAUACUGAUCUACUCUCAGUUCGCAGUUAAUUUCUGUGGAAAUUAAAAAAGCAACAGUAUUCUUGUUGUACUCGCUGAAAGAUGGGGUCAUUGUCAUCAUGGACAACAUUUAAUAUGAUAACAAGGCGAAUGAAAGCAGUACUAGAAAGACCCAUGUACCACUUGCUGAAGAACCGUCGAAAAUCAAGUCGCAGCCUUUGAGAAAAAAAGUUUAUGGGCUCGCUCCUUUCAAAGUCAUAAGUCCAGAUUACUCCAGGUCGAUGGUUCUCAGUGAUCCCCGUAUCGCACACGCGUAUGGUCUCCCGCAAGUGCAGAAAGCGGAUGUCUCAUUGGGAAUUAGAAUGCCAUUCAUCGGAUCAUUUGCUUGCAGUAUUGCUAAGUGGCUGCACAGGCGUCUAAGGUGCCUGACUCAAGUAUCUAAAUACAGCUUUAAAAACUCUCGCGCGUCCAUGUACAGGAUCCAAGACCUAAAAGUAAACCCUCAUGAAUGCAUCUUAUCUUUUGACGUUGCUGUCCUGUGUUCCUCAGUACCACACGAUUUCGCUAUUGGCUCAGCGCUUACAGAACAAACCUUCUGAGAUCCCAACGCAGCAUGUUUCGGAGCUGCUCAAACUCCGUCUUAGGAAGUACUGUCACUUCGGUAGUAUUUACUACCGGCUGGUUAAGAUAACCCCAAUGGUCUCGCCAAUAUGAGGAUUGCUCGCUGAGCUAGUCUUACAAGGAAUUGAAGAAGAGAUAAUUUAAACUCUCAAGCCAAAAUGUGGCUUCGCUAUGUAGGUGACACCUUUGUCGCCAUAAGGAACUGUGAGGUAGAACGGCUGCAGCUGCCGUUUGUGGGUGUAAGCCUGCAAAAGCUGAGCGACCGUAGCUUCCUGCCGUUAAUGCACCAGCGACGAUCUCCUUAGGCAGAACUAACUUACUGCAGCCGGAAGGCCCGCCCCUACAGUAGGCAAAUCGUAGCUCCCACUUUCUGUCCAACGUGUAGGGAACCGCCGAAGUGUUUACCUGGCGACCAAAUCGGUUUGUUACCUACAUUACCCACAAGCCACCAUAACUGCUCACAGCGUUAUCUCGAAUAAAGGAACUCGUCCCCGAAGAGCAACAAACACACGUAGUCUGCUGCACACCAUGCUCUAAUUGCUCCUGUGUGUAUGUUGGUCAUACGGGUCAACGCCUGGACACUCGUAUUAUUGGACAUAAACCAGUUGCCUUUAGAGAUGCCCCCUUCCGCCUCGUGUGUGCCCGUGCACACGACUGCGGCCACCGAUUCAAUUGGAAUGAGACUGGGGUCGCUACUAUUGCUAACACAAAACGAGUGAGAGAAUUUCUGGAAGCUUGCUACCCCAGUGCGAGUAUUAUUAAUCGCCACGUUUACCUAGACACCGAUUACGAGGGUUUGCGAUCACGGUUCAUUGACCCCCUGACCACAUCACACCUCAACGACCACUAAUCUAGCCACCCACAGCCCCAUUGAUCCACCACUCUCCCUCCCCCCUCUUCAACACGGGAGCUGCAACCGUUCUCCUUUCCCUCACCCUCUAUCAGGAACCACGACUCUAUGCCCAUCCUUCUCACACCUCAAUGACCUGUUUGCCCGGUCGCCCCAAGUGGUCUAGUAUGACAAUUUCAAUGUUAGGGGGCGCUCACCGAUCGUUCAUACGGAACUCACUCGUUCCGUUGUGCCUUAAGGGCUCUCUCUCGAGCCCAACCAGCAGCCGCGCAGCGGCGCAUGAUAUAUAGGCAGAAUGAUAUUACCGACAAAGACAAGGGAGACUGGAAUGGCCAUUUCUGGCUUAUUAGCCUUCGUCAGCCAGCCAUACCCAAGCCCGAAGUGUGGAACACCCGAGCCUCGAACUCGCGACCUGUUGGUUUAGAAGUCAACGCCUCUACUCACCGGGCCACGAGCCUGUUGCCCUGUCGGUUUUCGAUCCGUUCCGUAUGAACGAUCGGUGAGCGCCCCCUAACAUUGUAUAUUCCCGAUCGAAAACCGACAGGGCAACGGGCUCGUGGCCCGGUGAGUAGAGGCUCGGGUGUUCCACACUUCCGGCUUGGGUAUGGCUGGCUGACGAAGGCUAAUAAGCCAGAGAUGGCCAUUCCAGUCUCCCUUGUCUUUGUCGGUAAUAUCAUUCUGCCCAUUACAAUUUCACUUGUCCUGGUUUUCAUUUAGUCUGUCGACGGUUUAGUGUCAGUAGCUUGAAGUAUCAAGAGAACAAUUCAACCUAGGGUCCGCCAGUCAGCCGCACGGCAGCUACUAGUAUAAUUAGAAUAGGAUUGCCUGCUAAGAGAAGGGAGGCUGAGAUGGCCAUUUCCGGCUUAAUGGCCGUCAUCGGCCAGUCAUACUUAACUCCCGAUUUUGCGACCCCUGGGCCUGAACCCGCGGCCUGUUGAUUAGAAGUUCAACGAUCUGGUCAGCGGUUCGUUGUCAUGUCGGUUGCCAUCAGAUAUGUUAACGAUACCAGAGGGAUCCUUGUGGCAUGCGAGCCUGUUGGCUUUGGCAGCGACGACCCAUUUGGCCCCAUACAUUGCUGCCCCAGUCCUCAUCAUUCUCCAGACCGGCCGACCCUGGGCGAGAGCGAUCGAGGACGUCCAGGGUGGUGGAGUGGAUGACAUUCCGCAGCUGUCGCCUCUGUGUUUCCACGGUGGCCUUGUCGUCCGGAGUCUGCAGCUCUUACAAGAAUUGGGCCAGUUAAUUGCUGAAAUCGAAACUGUGUGCAGACACAUGCGACAGAACAGUAUGUAACGUAUCUUCUGGUAUCCUACAAGAUCGCAGUCAGGGCCUCACACUGGUCAUUAUGCGGUUGUUAACGCCUUGCGGCAGAUGAGGCAGUCCUCCGACGAUGUCUUUCCGGGUGGCGAAGGCGACACCGGCGUCACGUCGCUGUGCUUUUACCUCCAGAAGAAGCUGUAAUCGGCACCACCUCCAGCUGACCCCGUUCAGAGAAUCGGGUCUCACUGAGUCCAGCUAUGCCCAUCCUGUGGCAUGCCGGUUCUCAAGUGAAUGACGCCGUUUUCCUUGUCGGCCGGUUACUACAUGGAUUGUUUACAAGAAAACGAAUAUCCCAGGUUGCCAGAAUGAGCACUCGCCAUAACAACCUGGUGGACGACGGUUGUUGCUGUUAUUGCCGUUGUUCGCCUCGUUGUUUCGAUCAUGAGUUUUGCAUCUAUGACCCACUGUCAGUUUUCAUCUGAUGUGAUUCUCCAACAUUUGGUUAGAACACCUUUUCUAGCCCCUUCCUCGCGAGGGAGUAAGCGGUGUUCCCCCAAAAAGGGUUACUUAGACAUCCCAGGAGGAUGCCGAACUCCAUUAUGGGGCAUGGUUUAUUUGAGAGCGACCCGAGUUAGCCCCGACCGCCUAUAGGACUGCAUAUCGCCUUGUAGAACCUUUUCAAUGGUGGGAGGAGGGAUGUGAACGGGAACGGAGUUACCCUCUGUGAGACUCACACAGCACUGGAUCCCCUUAUCUGAUUUAGCUCGCAGGCCGAAGCGGUUACCGAGGCGUGGCCGCCAAGCAGAGCUUAGCUUUGGGGAGCUAUAGAUGAGAGCUGGACGCCAGGUGUGAACCGUCGGUAGCAUUCGCUUUCAGUAUGACACGACCUACCAUUCAUGCACGAGUGCCCUUCGCUAAACACUCCCUACGCCUCUGCACUAUGACGACCGUUUGAGAGAUACGGGAGAAUAAGCCUACCAAAACCACUUCACUGAUUAAGUCCUGGUUCACAACCUCCUCUCCUCCCACUGUCCCACACAUCGGCAGUGGACGGUUCUAUGCUGUGGGGCUAAGUUUAGCACAAGCGAUGCUCGGCCAACAGACUUCAUUGCAACGCUCAAAUCACCACUUUAGGUGUGUGAGGUAGGCGAGGAGCGCAGAAAUGUCAGGAAGAGGGGAGUGUCGAAUUUACGCUUCCAACGAAAACUCCGGAUGGCGCUUUCCGAAGCAGAAGAUCGAGAACUUCGGAAAAUACGACAGUUGAAGAAUACCGUCCCCCUGCCCACACCGACAAGGGAUGCUCGGCGAUCGAUCGUGCACAAAACCGUGAAAUCAAAGAUGGUCAAGGAGUCUUAUGCACCCACGGAUACCAGCCAGCCCCAAAAAACUGUAAACUACAUAAAGGGACGAUAUGCAAGUUGGAGAAAGCUGGGGCUCUUGCGUGAAAGGGUGCACUGCUCGCAACUAUCAUGGAUGCCGCGAUGGCGUGCAAAGGUUCAUGAUUCAGGAAUAUCCUACGCCCCAUCGUCUCCUUACGUGGCUGCCCAAAAUUUAGCCCCUGUCACCAGCCACUUUGUUUGCCCAGUAGGGUUUUGGGGCGGACAGAAAGGUCGACUGAAAUGAUCUUGACUUCUGAAAUAGGACAGAUUGGGCGUUUGUGUCGUUUGACGUGAUUUCGUCAUCCAAUUCAAUCACAUCCUCUCUCCAAGAACAAAAUGAGGAGGUUGACUAACAGCUCGAUCGAGCGCAUGUCAUCCAGCUCCCGGAAGUAUAUUUUAAGACUUUUAUCACGUUCGACAGCCAGGUUAAAGAGCAAAAUAUGGGUACACGGAUAGGCUCGCCCCUUUGUGUAUUAACUGCUUAAGUGACUCUGUAGAGGCUCGAGCGACUGGUCUUCAUCUUUAAAUCCCAAACAUUCUAGGUCAGGUACGUCGAUGAUACACUGACAGUUAUCCAAAAGAAUAACGUAAGGCUUUCAAAUCACUGUUAGACCACGUCUUUUCCGAUGUAUAGUUUAAUACGACAGAGGUCAACAAUCAGUUGUAAUUUUUACAUGUGAAGUAGCAAAAUUGGCAGACGCUAAGUCAUGGCCAACGGUCUACUGUAAGAUAGUUAGCAUUUGACGCAUCCUCUAUUUAAAAAACAAUCACCCCGUUGGCUACAAGCGCAACUGUGUCAGAACCCUUUCAUGGCGGGUUAAAACACUAUAACGACGACAAUGGAAGACAGAGGGAAGUGGAAUGUCUGUACUGUUUAUUCGGAGCUCAUGUUUACCCAGCGUUCCUCAUACGCGGGUGUCCUGUUAAGGGGGUCAUAUAAGUCAGUCCUACCUCUGACUUAUCAUGCAUGUAUGAAGGUAUGGACAGAAAUUGUCCGGAGAGUUUUCCCAACUUCUCUCACAUUUGGUGGAUGAGGUCGUAACUCAAGAGGAGUUUGUGUAUUUGGUUGAAACGAGGAACGAACCCUCAUCCUGCCCUCGGCAGAAGACUCUUAAGGUCGAACUUUGGACUUUUCACGCAGCCUACCGUAGUUAUUCCCCAAGGAGUGGAGGGUGGAGUUGUCCACCCGUCACGAUUUCCUCUUACCAAGCUACCAAAUUAUAGACUUUACCACGACCCUGGCAGUAAACAGCGCCCGUGGCUGUUGUGGUUUAUAACAAUGCUAUCGUAAAAUCCACGCCCUUCUACUCAUUCUUCAUUACCACUGGCAAUCCUUCACCUUUCAGACAGCGUCGGAAAGUCCUUAGAAAGGAAACUCGGCAGCCCAGUUUCAGUGACCCCAACUGAGAAAUUUAGUCUGCGAAUUGCCGUGAGUUUCGCCUUCGACCCAUUCUAUCCAUCUAACUGAUCACUCAUCGUCUCCCCUAUUUUCGAAUGCGUUUUUUCGACUUUCUGUGUCUUAGGGUGCCUCUGAACGCGACAUUGUCCACUCUGGCCUGGAAUACACUAUGGAAAGAGCAUCUAGGGUAAGCACUGCCUUCCGAUUGUUAUCUGCUUACCUUUACUUUGUUAGAACCUUCGUAUUGUGAACGUUUAUUGAGGCAUCCUUAUGGCCAAAUGAUAGGGAUAUCUCUAUUCUCGCAAGUCGCCUCAGUGGCUAUCUUCCAACAUCUAGCUUGUUGACAACAAUCCUAGUUUUUUCUGUAUGACAAAAAAUCGAUGUCUCAACUAUAAUCUAAUAACUUUUUACCCUGGGCAUAUGCGUUCGAUGGCACGGCGCCUAGAUAAAAUAGUGAUUACUGGCAAACAUUCCAGUUUCAAAGCUGUUCUACAGCUUCACAAACACUCCCGUUGGGUUUCUCGGCGGACAACGGUUAAUUUUCAUACCAAAUAAUAGACUAUACCUUAUGUACUGAUAUCCGCAGAUUCUUCUGCAUGCAUACUACACGCGCUAGUGCGAAAGAUUUCUUGCCGGUUCCAGCCCUGCGCAUUAUGUUACCUCUUAUUUCAGAAUACUAUGAACAUUGCGGAGCGCUACAACCUCGGCCUUGACUUCCGAACGGCUGCCUACAUCAGUGCCAUCGAGAAGGUCUUCUUUGUCAUUCACGGUUCAGGGCUGAUUUUUAGUUGA